AUGGAGGCCACACAACAGACUCAACGACGCGAGUCGACAUUCCUUACUCUUGUACCACACUCCGAGGCAAAGACCGUUGCCUCUGCAUCAUCACCCAUUGACGAUGCCAACCCUCUUUCUUCCCCCUCUGAGGUCGUUCCAACAAUCAAGACACAACGGAGCACCAGCGAUUCAAGCACGAGCAGCGAUUCAACGAACCGCUUUCUCCGCCUAGGCCACGCUGAUGAGUAG
Molecule: messenger RNA, 231 nt
Organism: Ramularia collo-cygni
Lineage: Eukaryota; Fungi; Ascomycota; Dothideomycetes; Mycosphaerellales; Mycosphaerellaceae
Exons: 1
Coding region: 1-231 (76 amino acids)
Source: RefSeq, a predicted model, not a curated record